AUGAUUGCGGCUGUCAACCGAGUGCCGGCAGGCUGGGGCGAGGAUGAGAUGUCUGUGCUGCCGCGGCAUACCAAGGUGGUGGUCACCGGCAACAACCGCACCAAGUCGGUGCUCGUGGGCUUGCACGGAGUCGUGAAGAAGGCCGUCGGCCUCGGAGGAUGGCAUUGGCUGGUUCUUACUAAUGGAAUAGAGGUAAAGCUGCAGCGUAAUGCUUUAAGUGUGAUUGAACCUCCGACUGGCAACGAGGAUGAUGAUAAAUUUGAUUGUGAAAACAUGCAGUGGAAUAGUUCAGAUAUGGCCUCCGAUGAUGCACAAUCACCAAAGCCACAGCGGUCAAGAAGCAGGCAGCAUAGGGGUUUCCACAGAAAAUCCCUCAGCCGUUCAAUGUCAUGUGACUCCCACUCCAAGACGUCUGUGUCAUCUUCCUCAAGAGCUCACACGAAAGUUGACCUGAGCAAGCUAGAACUGACUGCACUGUGGAGAUAUUGGCGCCACUUCAAUCUCGAUGCAUGUCCUAAUCCAUCCAGGGAGCAGUUAGUUGAUGCUGUUCAAAGGCACUUCACGUCCCAGGUCAUUGUCGGCUUUGUGCAAGCUGCAAAGAGGCUGAAGACAACUAUGAAAGUGGCCUGA
Messenger RNA from Miscanthus lutarioriparius, 630 nucleotides. NCBI's taxonomy places the organism in Eukaryota, Viridiplantae, Streptophyta, Magnoliopsida, Poales, Poaceae. The record is from the annotation of a GenBank genome assembly.